This is a messenger RNA of Ornithorhynchus anatinus (platypus), 815 nucleotides long. It is a transcript of the gene MMAB, whose product is annotated as metabolism of cobalamin associated B. The transcript has 9 exons. Bases 1 to 714 code for a protein of 237 amino acids. NCBI's taxonomy places the organism in Eukaryota, Metazoa, Chordata, Mammalia, Monotremata, Ornithorhynchidae. The record is from RefSeq and is a predicted model, not a curated record. Gene Ontology annotation, molecular function: corrinoid adenosyltransferase activity.
AUGGCGGGUUGGGGGAGGGCGGCGAGGCUGGCGGCGCUGAGGCGGCUGGGCCCGGGAGGCCCGCGCCUCCGCACCCUCGGGGCACAAGCGGGACGGGACGGGGACGGGCCGGAGCCCACGGCCAAGGUCUCCAGAACGCCAAAGAUCUACACAAAGACAGGAGAUAAAGGGUUUUCCAGCACCUUCACUGGGGAGAGAAGACCCAAAAACGACCACGUGUUUGAAGCGGUGGGAACCACCGACGAAUUAAGUUCAGCCAUCGGGUUUGCGGCGGAAUUAAUCCGGGAAAAUGGCCACGCGUUUGUGGACGAACUAGAGAAAAUCCAGGGCUUCCUCCAGGAUGUGGGAUCCAGCCUCGCCACUCCAAACUCCUCGGCCAGGGAGGCCCACUUGAAACAGACGAGGUUGAGCGAGAAGCCCGUGUUGACCCUGGAGCGGUGGAUCGACUGCUACAGCGACCAGCUGCCCCCACUCACCGCCUUCAUCCUGCCGUCGGGCGGGAAGAGCAGCAGCGCCCUCCAUAUCUGCAGAGCCGUGUGCCGCCGGGCCGAGAGACGCGUGGUUCCUCUGGUUCAAGCCGGAGAAGCUGACGCCAACGUGGCCAAAUUCUUGAACAGGCUGAGCGACUAUCUCUUCGCCUUGGCCCGCUACGUGGCAAUGAAGGAAGGAAACGAAGAGAAGAUGUACAAGAAGGAAGCGGACCCGGAAGGCUGAGGCCCUCGGCCAGGCCAGAGGCGACGAGGCCCAACUCUGGGUCGUUUCCUCCCGGGGCCACGGGGCGCGGAGAGGCGUGAGGCCGAGCGGGGUGGUGGGCG